CUUGGAGUCUUCUGGAAACCCGGAUGUAACAAUAUAAGCAGUUGCCUGAGUGAGAGCAGGCAUGAGUUUGAGACACUGAACAAGAAGCCGACACAAGACGGAGUCUGCUGAGAUUCUUCAACAUCUUGGAGCGACACAGAACUUAUCUCUGAAAGACCUUUUAAAGGAGCAAGCAGGAUGUCUUCAGCGAAGGGAAUAUCCAUUGGCAUUGAUUUGGGAACCACCUAUUCUUGCGUGGCGGUUUUCCAACAUGGCAAAGUGGAGAUCAUCGCCAACGACCAGGGCAACAGGACAACUCCCAGCUAUGUGGCCUUUAGCGACACAGAGAGGCUCAUUGGAGAUGCUGCCAAGAACCAGGUCGCCAUGAACCCCACCAAUACAAUAUUUGAUGCCAAGCGACUAAUCGGAAGAAAGUUUAAUGACUCCAUCGUCCAGUCCGACAUGAAACUUUGGCCUUUCAAGGUGAUCGAUGAUAACGGAAAGCCCAAAGUUCAGGUGGAGUAUAAAGGUGAAACCAAAAACUUCUACCCCGAGGAAAUCUCGUCAAUGGUCUUGGUUAAAAUGAAGGAGAUAGCCGAGGCCUACCUGGGACAAAAGGUUUCAAAUGCAGUCAUCACAGUGCCAGCUUAUUUCAAUGAUUCUCAGAGGCAAGCCACUAAGGAUGCUGGAGUGAUCUCUGGUCUGAAUGUUCUGAGGAUCAUCAACGAGCCCACAGCAGCAGCGAUUGCCUACGGCUUGGAUAAAGGUAAAAGAGGAGAGCGCAACGUGCUCAUCUUUGAUCUCGGUGGAGGCACCUUCGACGUGUCCAUCCUGACCAUUGAAGAUGGCAUCUUUGAGGUAAAAGCCACUGCAGGAGACACACACCUUGGUGGAGAGGACUUUGACAAUCGGAUGGUCAGUCACUUCCUUGAGGAAUUUAAAAGAAAGUAUAAGAAAGACAUUAGCCAAAAUAAGAGAGCAGUUAGGAGACUGCGCACCGCUUGUGAGAGAGCGAAGAGGACCCUGUCCUCAAGCACCCAGGCCAGCAUUGAAAUCGACUCCCUGUUUGAGGGCAUCGACUUCUACACCUCCAUCACAAGGGCACGCUUUGAGGAGCUCAACUCAGAUCUCUUCAGGGGAACACUGGAGCCAGUGGAGAAAGCCCUACAAGAUUCUAAGAUGGAUAAGUCCAAGAUCCAUGAAAUCGUCCUGGUUGGUGGCUCCACAAGAAUUCCCAAAAUCCAGAAGUUCUUGCAAGAUUUCUUUAAUGGCCGAGAAUUGAACAAGAGUAUCAACCCAGAUGAAGCAGUGGCUUAUGGUGCAGCAGUCCAGGCUGCCAUCCUCAUGGGUGAUACUUCGGAGAACGUCCAAGAUCUGCUGCUGCUGGACGUGGCUCCCCUGUCUCUGGGUAUUGAGACUGUUGGUGGAGUCAUGACGCCGCUAAUCAAACGCAACACCACCAUUCCCAGCAAGCAAACCCAGAUCUUCUCCACCUACGCUGAUAACCAGCCUGGUGUGCUAAUUCAGGUGUAUGAGGGGGAGAGAGCCAUGACCAAGGACAAUAACCUCCUGGGCAAGUUUGAGCUCGCUGGUAUCCCUCCUGCCCCCCGAGGUGUACCACAGGUGGAGGUAACUUUCGACAUUGAUGCCAACGGUAUUCUGAACGUAUCUGCUGUCGACAAAAGCACCGGCAAAGAAAACAAAAUCACCAUCACCAAUGACAAGGGCCGCCUCAGCAAACAGGAGAUUGAGCAGAUGGUACAGGAUGCUGAUAAGUACAAGGCUGAAGACGACCUGAAGAGGGACACAAUUUCAUCAAGGAACUCACUGGAGUCUUACGUCUACAACAUGAAGAGCAGUGUCGAGGAUGACAGUACGAAAGGAAAGAUUCAGGAGGAGGAUAAAAAAGUUGUAAUUGACAAGUGCAACCAGACAAUUUCCUGGCUGGAGAACAACCAGCUGGCAGAGAAGGACGAGUAUGAGCACCAGCAGAAAGAACUAGAGAAGGUGUGCAAGCCCAUUGUGACAAAGCUGUACCAGGGAGCGGCACCACCACCAGGAUGCAGCAGCGGCCAUGCAGGAGACAACGCUCAGGGUCCCACUAUUGAAGAGGUGGACUAAUAUCAUGAAUGUCAGCAUUUUGUUUAAACGAAUAUGUUAACCUAGACGAAGUGUUUGUUUGCACAACUAUUGUUAAUUUAUUGUUAUUUUUUGCCAGUAAUGAUACAAAUAUUUUAUAUGGCUGAGAUGUUUGAACAUUAAAUUGCGAGUUUUCCUCCUAGUCAGCAAGCAGGUGUAGCUAAAAUUGACUUCACCAUUAUUAGCCCUCAAUCAACUGGCACUCAUUAUAGAUUUUUAUUGUGCUUCGUUCACUUUUCCCUCUUGUGUCCUCUCACAGCACAUUUUAAAUAAAGAUUUAUCUAAUACAAAUAUUUGUAAUGUAUUUUCAAAUAUAUUUUUUUUAUAAAUUUGCACCUAGAAUUGAGGACAAAUACCCUGCAGUCAGGGAUGUAAUGGUCCUGUUUUCUCAGAGCAGAAACCUCAGGUAGGAAUGAAACUUGAAUGCUUGUAUUGCACUACAUGUAUGAGACCUGAAAACAAGGUGUAGUAUUCAAAGCAGGAUCAAAGAGAGAUUCGGGGUCUCAGCAUCAGUCAUGGCUAUAAAAGACAGAAUUGGUGCCAUGUUGCACACUUUUAGUCAAAAAGCAGAGAAUAUAACUUUCCUCAUUUCCUACCGAGCUUUCAUUUACUCACUUAAAUCCCAGCAGAGCGGUGUCUCGCUGAAGAUUGUUUCUUGUAUAAAUAUUAGAAAAAGGGAGUAAAUAAGAAGUAAAUAGUGAGUAAAUAUACAUUGUUUCUGUUUAUUGCUUUUCUUAUGUGUGUUGUAUUUAUUGUGUUUUAUGUUUUUAUGUUUCAGAGCAAAUUCCUUGUAUGUGUAAACCUACUUGGCAAUAAAUACUUUCUGAUUCUGAUUCUGAUUACUGGAUAAUACUAUGAAUGUGCCUUUUUUAAUCAUUCACGGCAAUUAAAUUUCCAAAAUGACAUUCAAUAAAUGAACAUUCCUUGCUAACAUUUACUCACCAGUGCUACAAUUAAUGUCUUCUGUCCUCUGCUUCUGCUGUUAAGUGUCACUCUACUGUAAGAACUAUUAUCUUUAUGUUUGCCACAUUCCUGUCACUGUCUUAAUUUGAUCCUGUGGGGUCGCCUAAACAAAUAUUUAAUGUGAUCAAAAUGCACACGUGUCUACUAAGUAUGUAAAAGAAUGCAUUCAAUCAGCAAUAAAGCCAGUCCUUUAACAGUUA
Molecule: messenger RNA, 3281 nt
Organism: Pleuronectes platessa (European plaice)
Lineage: Eukaryota; Metazoa; Chordata; Actinopteri; Pleuronectiformes; Pleuronectidae
Product: heat shock 70 kDa protein
Exons: 2
Coding region: 178-2100 (640 amino acids)
Biological process (GO): protein refolding; cellular response to unfolded protein
Cellular component (GO): vesicle; cytoplasm; blood microparticle
Molecular function (GO): misfolded protein binding; ATP-dependent protein folding chaperone; ubiquitin protein ligase binding
Source: RefSeq, a predicted model, not a curated record